AUGCGUGCCACACACGAAGGUAGGCGGCCAGCAACAAAGUUGCGGGGACCAGGCGUCGCGGUGCGUGCGCCACCCGGGACAAAGUACCGCGUGUACGGCCUCAUGGUUGUGUCGGGCAACACUGCGUCUGCACGUGCCUCCGCCUUGGAGCGGCACUCUGUGUACGUAUCAAACCUUGACUCCGACGAGGAGGCAACGCAUGGCACGGUAGCAAACACCCCCUCUGCUGCUGAUGCUGCUCCUGGUGCUAGUGGUACUAGGGGUGGUGGUGCCAGCAGCGUGCGGGAGCAUGAUCGCAUGCUAGGCAUGGUCCUCGCACUGCCGCUGGGCGACUCGCCUGAGGGGCGGGCGACGGUGCGCGGCUACACGUGGAGCAGCGCCGUGCCGGCCCACGUGCGGCCAGAUGUGUGGCGGCUGCUGUGCGGUUGCGUUCCGUGCGCCCCCGCGUCCUUGUCACGCCAGCAGGCGGAACUGCGCCGCAAGCGGGCGGAGUACGAAAACUUUGUGGCCAAAUACUACCGAAUUACCAUCACCGAUUUCAUGCAACCGAGCGCGCAGCAACAUGCAGGGCCGCAAUCGGUAAGCGCAGGCUUGGGAGCAUCCACGACUAAGGCUCCUAACAACAAUAAUAGCAGUAGCAGUAGCAGCAGCAUGGAUACGGCGCCAUUGUCCCCAGACGAGCGCGCUAUUCUCUGGCAGAUUGCGUUGGAUCUCCCACGGCACACGUACGCGCUCUUUCGCCACCCUAACACCGCCUCUGCGUUGGCGCGCUGCCUCUUUCUGUGGUCACGACGCUACCCCGCGGUGGGAUACGUGCAGGGCAUUGACGACAUCAUGGCCGUCUUCUUCUUCGUGUUCCUUGAAGGGUCUUUUAGUGAGCGCAACAUCCGGCUCAAACGCAACAGGCGCAGAAGCAGCGGCGAAGGCGUGACGGACUACACGACGGCAGAAGACGUGUAUAUCCCCGAGACGGUCGUCUUCACACGCGACGUGGGCGAGCUGGGUGCUGCUCUGCAGCAGCUGCCAGUAGAUUUGUUCAAAGCAGCAGAGGCAGACGCGUACUUGUGCGGCGGUUUCUUUCUCUCAUGGCUGCAGGACAACUUUGUGCAGGGACAGCCUGGUCUUCUGCGCAGCAUGGCGCUCAUAGAGAGGCUGCUGGCGCAGGUGGACUCGGUGUUGCUUGAUGCAGUUGCAGGGUACGGUAUCUCACUGAUGGACUGCUGCUUUCAGUGGGUUCACUGCCUCCUGGCGCGGGAGCUGCCGCUGGAGUUGUUGGUCGUGCUGUGGGAGAAGUACUUGGCGAUUGGGAACAGUGAGACAGUGAUGGACUUUCACGCCUAUGUGUGUGCGGUGCUUCUAAUGGAUCUGCGUGACAAUGUGCUCGAUAAGUCAGUCGAUGUGGUUCUCCAACGACUAAAGGACCCAUUGGGAGUACGAGGCAAACAGAAACAGCAGCAAAAGCCCCUGGAUGGCGUUGUGUAUGAUCGCCGCUGGAUCGAUAAGAUCAUCGCCGCGGCGUCACGCUUGUGCCAUCUGCACCCGGCCUCGUCGCUGGCCUGA
Messenger RNA from Trypanosoma grayi, 1560 nucleotides. RefSeq names its product putative TBC1 domain family member 22A. The transcript has a single exon. Gene Ontology annotation, biological process: activation of GTPase activity. Gene Ontology annotation, molecular function: GTPase activator activity. The record is from RefSeq and is a predicted model, not a curated record. NCBI's taxonomy places the organism in Eukaryota, Euglenozoa, Kinetoplastea, Trypanosomatida, Trypanosomatidae. The coding region runs from base 1 to 1560 and encodes 519 amino acids.